Oppiella nova is the source of this 1462-nucleotide messenger RNA. Lineage: Eukaryota; Metazoa; Arthropoda; Arachnida; Sarcoptiformes; Oppiidae. The record is from the annotation of a GenBank genome assembly.
AUGGACAUUUUGGAGCCGUCAGGUGGACAACCAUAUCAGGUGGUAGAUCCCGAGGCUCACAGAAAACAUGGAAAAGUGUUGGGUUUUUAUGAGGGUCUGAGACCAUGUCUGUCCAUAACGGACCCCAAUUUAAUACGAAAAGUGUUGGUCACGGAGUUUCAUAGUUUCGUGAACCACAGGUUGCUGACCGAUCCGAGCGAACUCAUAGACAACGGGCUAUUCUUUUCGCGAUACCCGCAGUGGAAGCGCGUCCGCGCCCUACAGAACCCCUCGUUUACGACCGGAAAACUAAAAUCCGUGAAACCCAUGAUCGAGAAGAUUGUGGACCAACUGUGCGCCAAACUCGAGCCCAUGGCUACCGGCGCUGAGGUGGUCGACAUGCGCAUGUACUACGACUCGUUCACGUUUGACGUCAUAUCGACAGUGACUACCGGUGCCAACGCCCAGGCCAUCCAGAAUCCCCGUAAUAACCCGCUGUUCGAUGCCGUGAAGAAUAUCUUCCAAAAGGAUCAGGAGAUCAGGGAUUGGAUCGUCUUUUUCCUGCCAUUCAUGAGACGAUUCAUGAAAAUCACGUUUUUUGAUGAGAAAGACCUGACGCUAAUCGCCCGAUCCAUACGUCAGGUGAUCGAUGAGCGUAUGGACAAGAAUAUAGUUGUACCCGAUUUGCUGCAAAACCUCAUCGACACCAGUGUAUUGGCCCACAACCCCCACAAUAUUAAUAAUAAUAAUCACAUCAAUAAUGAUAACAAGAAUUCGUUUGAUAAGUUAACCACCGAUGAGGUGUUGGGCCAGAGUAUGAAUAUGUUAGCGGCCGGGUAUGAGACAACUGCCACCCAAUUGUGUUUCAUAACACGACAACUGGCGCUCUAUUCUCACCAUCAGAAUAGACUCCACGAAGAGAUUCGGUCGACAUUUCCCGACCCAUCGGAAGUCGAUUACGAAAAGCUCAACAAAAUGCCAUUUUUGGACGCAUUCAUACAUGAGGUGCUCAGGGUCAACUGCUCGGCCAGUAGAAUCGACAGAAUCACUACAAAUGACCGCAAUCUGGACGGCAUAUAUUUGCCAAAAGGGACGCCUAUUAUUAUACCCAUAUGGGCCCUACACAUGGACCCGGAUAACUUUGAGGAUCCUGAUGAAUUUAGGCCAGAUAGAUUCAUGCCUGAAAAUCGACACCUCAUUAAAGACUACACAUACCUGCCCUUUGCUACCGGCCCUCGUAAUUGCAUUGGUCGUAAAUUGGCCUUGAUGGAGUUGAAGUAUUGUUUGGUAAAAAUGUUGUCAAAAUUUGAGUUUAUGGCCUGUGAUAAGACCAAGGAACUGGACUAUUAUAACCCGCUCAUUCAGCUAGCAAGUAUGAAACAUUUAACGGUUCGCAUAAAACACCGAGUAACUGGCUGAUUGCAUAUAGUUAAUCACUAUAUGUACAGUAGAUCACUAUAAUUAAUGUUAAUUAGCGUUAGGG